AUGAAACCUCCGUCCCUUCUUGGAAGCGCAUGUUUUCUCACCACCGCACUAGCCGCCUACGACCAAAACCGAGGCGGAGCCGUUCUCAAAGCCCCAGAUGGUGACUCUUUCACAUCUGUCACCGGCACUUUCACGGUUCCAUCCUUGGUAGGGACCGCGAAACUAUCCUUCUGGGUUGCAAUUGGGGAUUCCAUAAAGCAAGAUAUUGUUCUCAAAGGUGGCGUCAUCUUCGACAAGACCUACAGUUCCUUCGCGGCAUGGUUUCCGGAAAAUGCGACCGAUACCACCAGUGCAGCGCCUGCAAAAGCCAGCGACUCCAUCACUGUCACCGUCAGUCUUGAUUCUGACAGCUCCGGCACCGUCGUUGUCGAAAACACGACCCAGAAGAAGAAAUCAACGCAAUCGCUCAAGGCCCCAGCUAACAUCGACCCAUCUCGACUUACAGCGCUUACUGCUGAUUGGUUCGUGCAAGCGUAUCAAGCGAAUGGAGAGUUGGUGAAUGUCCCCAAAUUUGGAACGAUUGCGUUCACUGGUUGCAGUGCAAAGCUGAAAAGUGGCAAUGUCGUUGGGUCGACAGGUGCGGGUACGUUUGAGAUCCAGGGUACUUCUGGGCAGAUAUAUACGAAAACGACUGUGUCUGCUAAUGGUGUUUCACUUGCACGGACGUCAAUGUAG
Lindgomyces ingoldianus is the source of this 675-nucleotide messenger RNA. RefSeq names its product concanavalin A-like lectin/glucanase. Bases 1 to 675 code for a protein of 224 amino acids. Gene Ontology annotation, biological process: proteolysis. The transcript has a single exon. Lineage: Eukaryota; Fungi; Ascomycota; Dothideomycetes; Pleosporales; Lindgomycetaceae. Gene Ontology annotation, molecular function: glutamic-type endopeptidase activity. The record is from RefSeq and is a predicted model, not a curated record.